Molecule: messenger RNA, 357 nt
Organism: Protopolystoma xenopodis
Lineage: Eukaryota; Metazoa; Platyhelminthes; Monogenea; Polystomatidea; Polystomatidae
Source: the annotation of a GenBank genome assembly
AUGGGAGACACCAUGCUCACUCAAGGCCCCACUACCGAUUUGGCGGCAGUGCAGGCGAACGCGAUUAGUCACCUGCUGAAGCCACAUCUCGCCCAGGUGACUCAGCCAACUGCAAGGCCAGUGGCGGUCAGUCGUGCGCGGACCGGCUCCGGACCUGCUCGCCCAUUGGUCGAGACCGGGCCAGCCCCAGGCACCUGCCCUUUGACAGACAGCGAGGCUGCCUUCGGCUCUACGUCUCGUCGCCGAUGGCGUCCGGCCUGCCUGACCCUCGCUGGGCGCCCGAGUUGCACUUACGUCAGCCCUCCGUUCGGGCUCUCCCCUCGCUCGACUGACACUUCCGACCAGUCAUCGGACUAG